Messenger RNA from Symbiodinium sp. CCMP2592, 2958 nucleotides. The record is from the annotation of a GenBank genome assembly. NCBI's taxonomy places the organism in Eukaryota, Dinophyceae, Suessiales, Symbiodiniaceae.
AUGGACUUCAGUUCUGCAUCCGAUGAUGUCGACUCGCCUGCUGAUGUCUUCAUUAAUGCAGAAGCUGAUGCAUCUGAUUUUCUGAUGGGUUUCGAAUCUUCUGGGGAAGAAUCACCAUCUGGAAUCCAGGAUGGGCAGGCCUUGCAAGCUGUUGGUCAGGGAAUAGAUCAGCAGAUUGUACAAGUAGAAUCCCGAGAGCAGGUGGCACCCGCGAGCAGUUAUCGUAAAUACUCGAUGGCUGGUAAGGUUGGACGAGGGCGGCAUGGUGAUGCAGUGGAGCGAGCAAGUGUUUGUGCACAUAUGCGAUCUGAGAAAAGAGCAAAGAAAGCAUUCGAGCAGACCGAGCAAAUUGUGCAGACACUUCAGGAUUCAGUUCUUGUCAAGGAUGGCAAGACUCUUCAGCUGUCUGUGAAGGGUGGCUCCUGCGGUCUGAAGAUCACUUUGCAUGGGGCUGCAAGGAAGGGCAAUAGAUUUGUGCGAAAGAUUCACUGGGCAUCAUUCAUCAGAUCGUCGUUCGGUAUGCAAAGCAGCAACAUCGCCCUGGCAGCAAUGAUGAACAUUGACAGCUCGAAUGUGCCAAGAUUACAAAAGACAUGCGCAGGGGUUUACAUGGCAUCGCAAGCCAAGAUUCUGGCUCGUCUGUGUGCAUAUUGCCAGGCCAACCCUCCAACUUGCACUCAUCACCAUGUGAAAUGGGAUGAGACUACUGUAUCCACGUCUUUGAAUCCGGGCGGCACGAGCCAAAGUGUUAAAUCAGCAUGGUCUGUGCUGGUGGUCAGAGCCAGAAUAUUGAUUUCCUGGCCCAGCGGGGCGAUGAUGCAGCUUCGACUUGUGAUGCCGACCAUACCUAUGAUGACUUGUACUGCUGAACAGAUUUUCUAUGCCCUAGAAUUCCACCCGAGCUUCUACACAAUCAAUCGUAUGGUCAGGUUGCUUCAGAAGUCUGCGGAAUUGGCAGCUACACUCCAUGAGGUCGAUGGGGCCUAUGCAAACAUCCGGCUACACAAUCACUUCUUGUCAUUGGACGGUUUUGAGCCCUCCAAGGGCUCCGACGGUGUCUUUCUUGAAUCGGCUCGAUGUCAAUCGCAUGCUACACACCUUAUAUCAGUUGCCAUGUUAGCCUUGAUAGGCAACAAUCUUCUGAACAGAUAUUACGGGCUGACCGUGUUCAUGAGGAACCUCGGUUACUUGCUUCGCCUCCAGAUAGCACUACAACAGUGGAUCCAGGAGUUGGGCAAUUAUUUGGCGAUGGGCAAUUGGGAGCAUUUGGUGUUGCGUGGACCUGUAGAUGUAACAGCCUCGCCAGACCCAUUAAUGAGCGAGACCGUGGACUUUCUGCGCACUUGGCAUCACGGGCGGGACGCCGAUUCAGGCGAUGAGGAGGUGCAUCGUGGAGCUUCGCAGUUUGAGAAGCGAUUGGAAGCCUUUAUGGGAAUGUGGAACGGUAGUUUCUCAGGCUAUCCAGUUCAUCAUUGUAGUGCCGGUCAUUGCAACAGUCGUGAAGAAGCUGCCCGGAAGAUGUCGAGUACAUUCAUAGAUCUGCUGCUUACAACAUUGCCUUCAGUUCCUGCACCCAACAAAUGGACCAAGAUUUUCCCUGCUAGUGACUUUGUUGGCUUGGGGAUCUUGAUUAACAACUUUCUUCCAAUCAUCUUCGAUCUCGCCUUCAAGCCUGUCAUGUUCUCUGCAGACAUGAAUCACGACGAGGCCGAUCCGAGAUUGGUGGAGGGGUUGUUCUUCCAUGCUGUGCAGGGGAAACGGUACCUAGCAAGCAAGAAUUUCUUGCAUUGUGUUGAUGCACGGUGGUCCUCCAGAUGCUGGCUUGUGGUAUCAGAGCACUUACGUCGCUUAGUCUUCUUUUGGUUGCGAAACUUGAAACCUGAUAAGAAAGUUUCGGAUAAGUUUGCGAUCUGUGAAGUUCUAGACAAGCGGAGCAGCAUCGUUUGGGCCGUGCUUCACAACAUUUCCCAUCAGCUGCUGGACAAGGCUGGAGGCGGCAGAUUAUGUAUGAUUUGGCAAGCUUCUGAUUGUGCAUCUUUGGCCCAGUGGUGCUCUACCUGUCCACAAGAAGUCUCUGCAUUGCGCCGUGUUCUGCUUGCACUUUCUGGAUGGGUUUUUCGGCGCCACAUUGUGUAUUGGGAGGAGUUUCCGUGGGCACUGCUUCAGCUUUGUGAUCCUUCUGCUUCUGCCGAAGUCGUCGCUGCAGUCAAGCAUCGAUGGGAUGAGGUUUGGAGCUGUUGUGUGCCUGCUGGAUGGGCACGGUCUCUCAAGAAGAUGGGCAUUGAUGCAGACACUUUGUGUGCAGAGCCGAAGUGGCAGAUGCUGUUGUCAGGUUACGGCCGACUGCUUCAGAUGACGAUUGCUGAUGUUGAGUGUAAGCAUGCACUUUCACGGCAUUGGUGCGAUCGCCCCUUCCCGACAUUGACGGCUAAACACAUCAAUGCAGAGGCAAAGGCUUGUGUGCAGGAGGCUUCCCAGGACUUGAAAUCUUUGCAAUCGAAUCAGGCGAAACAGAUGUGCUGUAAACCUGCUGCAGCUGCUGACCGCCGCCAGGUUGUAUCGUUUGCAGAGAAGCAGAUUCGUUCCAAAUCGGCAUACAUGUUCUUCCGUGAUGAUUUGUUGCGGACUGCCAACACUUCUUUGAAUCCGUGCAGUAAACAGUUUUGGAAUGUGUUGCAGGGUCAGUGGGAUGCUUUGGCCCCAGUGCAAAAAGCAUACUACGAGGAGAAAGCUCAACAAAGCCAGAGGGAGUGUGAACAAAGGCGCCAACAGAAGAGAGCUUUGUCUCGAGGCCGCACAGGUGCAAAUCCAUCCGCCGAUGCUGAGACUCAGCAGCUAGCCGUGCCAGGAGCACACCCAGCUGCUGUCGCACAGCGACCGGGCUGCAGCCAUUGCAGAUUGGCACUUCGUCAUCGAUUCCAUACAACCCGUGGUUGCUUGCUUCUGAAGCUGCUGUGA